CACACUGCCCCGAUGCCAGGACCCCGCGGGAUUCCCAGCUCUCAGCUCCCCGAGACACCAAUACAAAGAAAAAGGGGAACUCCUGCUCCUCCACCGACAUAAAAGCAGCGCAGCCCCUGCAGCAGCCACCGAUCCCACAUCAGUUUCAUUGGGCAGAGGCAUGGCAGAGCACAGCAUCAGGAGCAGGGCAGCAAGGCUGAGGGUCGGGCACUGGGUGCUGCCAGCUUUGCUCUGCCUCCUGCUGCCAUCCACGUGGGCACUGCCUCCUCCUGCCCACAACCUGACCAAGGGACUCAACUGCUCCAGGACACUGCUGGCCGCUGCCAACGAGGCACUCCUGCAAGUGCAGAAACAGGGAGUGCUGGGAUUUGAAUGCACCCUUGAAGAGGUUGAUCUUGAAGAUGUCACCAACAGCCAAAUCAACACAAUAAAAUCCUGCACAUCUGAGGAUCCAGGGGCUGGAAACUGUCCAGUACUGGAAAGUUCUACUUUAGAUACGAGCAAAUGCCUGCAGGGGAUCUACGAAGAUCUGAAAACCUACAAGGCAGAGCUGAGGAACCUCAAGGAUCUGAGGGUGCUGACAUCCAUUGACGACAUGAUGCAAGUCCUGCAGCCCCGCAGCCCGGCCGCGCCGCAGCCCUCGCCCAGCACCAUCCUUGGCUCCUUCCAGGGCCGCAUGCGGCUCUGCGGGGUCCUGCACGCCUUCUGCCUGCGUGCCGUCACCAUCAGCAGGAUGCUGGGCUACCUGAGUGCCCUCACUGCAGAGACAUAAGAAGGAAACGCAGCAGCACGGCCGUCCUGCUGUACAGUUACUGAUAAACCACGUUCUGCUGUCGGUGCCUUCGGAGCCAGCGCCUCCAACUUCUAAGCAUGGGGACAAUAAGCUGUAUCGUAUGAGAACGUUCUCAGACCACCAAAUGCUCAGCUGUUAUUUGUCUUCAAUUUUAUUUAUUCAAUUGUAAGCUCCUGAAUUGGAUAUUUAUAAUAAUCCUGGUUUAUUUAUGAUGGUGCUCCUUAUUUAUUCUAUUUAUUGCCUAAUAAAAUUGAAGUUGACAUAAAAGCUGCAGUGACCUUUUUUUGUUGUUCCUUGGGAUAUCACACACCUCAAGGAAUGCAAUAUAUUCUAUCCUAUGAACAGGACAGAAUCGCAUUGAUCAGACUGCUAACGUAUUCACAGAAUCAUUAUGGUUGCAAAAGAGCUCUCAGAACCCCAGCACAACCCCAGCCCACCCUACCAUGCCCACAUCUCUCAGUGCCAUAUCCCCACAGUUCUGAACUCUUCAGAGAAGAAACGUUUCCCAAUCCCCAGCCUGCUCUCAAAUAAGCAGAGGACCGUGGCACCACUCAGCACUGGGGUCAUAUUUAGAACUCCCAUUUUCCUCGUUCCUCACAUCAGCUGUGUUCCUUGUGGCUUUGACUCUCCAGGGGGGUUUUGUAUCAGGUGUGUUCAAGUUGCCACGUGCUGCCUAACGCACACAUUUUGAGAGCAAAAGGUUUCAGUUAGGAAGCAAAAUCAGCCAGCUUUGCAAUAUGUGCCCCUUUAGAACUAUUUUUUGUUUGUUUGUUGCUGGAGCCACAUCAAAACUACAGGCUGAAAUUGGGUGUGCAGACAACAAAACCUCUUGUUGAUGACAACUUACCUCCAUGCUCCACAGCUACUAUCUGAUCCCUGCUGUGCCAGGCAGGCAGCUGGGCACAGCCUUUCCCCUCCAUCUCUUCCAUUGCAGGGAAAGUCUUCCUCUCUUCUUGCAAACCCAUUUGAUGUUGUGUGUUUGGAGAGAUUCAUAUUUAAGAACCUAUCUAAGAAAUAACCACUGAGGAUACGCAAACAUCCCUGCUCUCAGUGCCAUAAUUGAGAAGAAAUUAGCUAAUUGGGUAGUGAGCUUACAAAGGUAAGGCAUCACACCCUCCAACAAAAGCAUUUGGUGUUGUGAAUUACUAUCUGCAUGCACUAGAACCACUUGCUUGUGGUAAAACUAGCACUGAUAUUCUGGGAAAUGUAUCCCCCUCAUGCUCUCUUUUAUGAGAUAAAUUGUUUCAAUCUUCAAUAGGGCAAAACUGCAUAAUGUCACCUGCAUUUUUAUUAUUGGUGCCUGCUGUUGCACAUGGAGAACGACAGCUGUUUAUUAACUUCUUAGCAUACAGAGAGAACCCCCUGUCAUUUUGAAACAAAAACUGAGCUUCAGUUGAAAACCCAGGGAGAGAUGCUGAGACAAGCACCCUCCCACUCCCUUUUCCAAGCUCACCACUGCUCUGCUUGCUUAUACAGGGUCUCUCACCACAAAAGCAGAGAGAAAGCAGCAGCUGACUUGAAAUGUUGUAAGAGAAACUUCAGCAGCAAUGAGAAGAACCACUGACCAGCAGGAAUCUGCUUGGAGAGAUGGGGACACUGGCAUCGCCCCGGCUGCUGCUGCAGGGAGGAUGGCUUAGGUUGGAAAGGACCCUAAAGCCCAUCCUGUUCCAACCCCAUGCUGUGGGCUGGUUGUCCCCACCAGUCCCCACCAACCACCCAGCUCCCCUGGGCAAAGCACCCUGUGUCCCUGAUGGCAAUUCUCCUUUGCUUGCCUCAGAGAGAAGAGCCAAGGGCAGCUCCACAAGCUGUUCCUGUGUCCCAGUGCGUGUCCCCUAAAUCCUACAGCAGCAGAAGAGCCCACAAGGGAUGCACAAGGGAUCCCCAGGAAAAGGCCUGACCAGAAACACCAU
Molecule: messenger RNA, 2703 nt
Organism: Lagopus muta (rock ptarmigan)
Lineage: Eukaryota; Metazoa; Chordata; Aves; Galliformes; Phasianidae
Gene: IL12A
Product: interleukin 12A
Exons: 5
Coding region: 161-772 (203 amino acids)
Biological process (GO): immune response
Cellular component (GO): extracellular region
Molecular function (GO): growth factor activity; interleukin-12 receptor binding
Source: RefSeq, a predicted model, not a curated record